GUCACUCCCUCCGCACUGUCAGCUCUCUACGCGCUUCAAACUUGCAGUCUCUCUGGAAGUAGUCUGUUCUGUUCCCACCGUCUCUCUUUUUCCCACCACCCACAGGUUUUUUUUUUUUUUUUGAAGUGACAGACUGUUUUAGUAAUGUGUUAAAGUGUGUGUGUUGCGGCGGCUGUACACCGGGAGGAAUCACCGUGUUUUUUCUUCGCGUUUUUUAGUUGAGAAGCUGCGGGGAAAUGUCCAGCUGAGGAUUGGAAAUCCUGAAAACCGCAGGGCCUGUUUUUGUAAUGAUUGAUCAAUGCUUCGACAAUGGCGGUAAAGGCACAAGUUUUAUAUGACUUCACUGCUGAGCCUGGAAACAACGAGCUGACGGUGAAGGAAGGCGAGACAGUCACUAUCACCAAUCAGAGUAUCGGAGGUGGCUGGAUUGAAGCACAGAACUCCAGAGGGGAAGUCGGACUGGUGCCAGAAGACUACAUCGAGUUCAGGCAGCAGGUUCCAUCGUUCCCAGGUGCAGGAACCACAGCACCUACCCCAAGUUUUGGAAAUGUUGCACCUCCAGACUUGUCCAUCUUUGAUGCCUAUGCGCCCCCUGCAGCACCAGCACAGAACCAGGUGGAUGCUGGGGGCUUAAGUCCCCAGCCGGAUACCCCCGACACCCCAGUUUCCCCCUACCUUUCGUCCCCUGAUGAGGCUAGUAAUGGUAAUGAUCCCUGGUCGGUGUGGAACGCAGACCCCUCGGGGGGCACCAACAACAACUGGGCGUCCAAUCCAGAGGGCACCCAGACUGGGAAGAGUGCUGCUGACCCCUGGGGAUCCAUAUCCCAGGGCCACCCUCAGGCUUACCAGGGCCCUGACAUCUACCCGUACCCUUACCUUAUUGAUAACACAGGAGCAGAGGAUGAUGAGUGGGAUGAUGAGUGGGAUGACAUAAAGUCCACUGGAGGUUACGCUGAGUCAGAAUCUGGAGAAAGUGGAGCAAUGCAGAGAGGAGGAGCUCAUGCGUCUUCAAUGAAAAUCUCCCUCAACAAGUUUCCUGGGUUCUCUAAGUCUGGGCCAGAGCUCUACCUCCUAUGCAAGCAGCUCCCCAAGGGCAAAGAGAAACUACCAAUCUAUCUGGGAGAAGUUGGCCCGGUGUGGUCUUACCCAGAAAGUCAGCUAGACUGUGUGGUGGCUGAUCCUAAGAAAGGCUCAAAGAUGUACGGCCUCAAGAGCUACAUCGAAUACCAAAUCACGCCCAACACCACAAACCGACCAGUCAAUCAUCGAUACAAGCACUUUGAUUGGCUGUAUGAGAGGCUGCUAGACAAAUUCGGGUCAGCCAUCCCCAUCCCCUCUUUACCAGACAAGCAGGUGACAGGGCGAUUUGAGGAAGAGUUUAUUAAGAUGCGUAUGGAGCGGUUGCAGGGCUGGAUGACCAGGAUGUGCAGGCACCCAGUCAUUUCCGGCAGUGAAGUAUUCCAGAUUUUCCUCACCUACAAGGAUGAGAAGGACUGGAAAACGGGGAAGAGAAAAGCAGAGAAGGAUGAGACGGUGGGAGUGAUGAUCUUCUCCACGAUAGAGCCUGAAGCUCAAGACUUGGAUCCUGUGGAAGUGGAGCAGAAAUGUGAGCAGUUCAGCAGAUUUACCAAAGCCAUGGAUGACGGGGUAAAGGAAAUCCUCACAGUGGGCCAGGAGCACUGGAAGAGAUGUACAGGCCCUUUGCCAAAAGAGUACCAGAGAAUCGGCAAAGCCUUCCAAAACCUCUCCUCUGUCUUCACCAGCAGUGGAUACCAAGGCGAGUCAACCCUGACAGAUGCCAUGACAGCAGCGGGCAAGACAUAUGAGGAGAUAGCUCAGAUGGUGGCAGAGCAGCCCAAGAAAGACCUUCACUUCCUCAUGGAGACCAACAAUGAAUAUAAGGGUCUUCUGGGAUGCUUCCCGGACACCAUCGGAGUCCAUAAGGCAGCCAUAGACAAGGUGAAGGAGGCCGACAAGCUGGUGGCCGCCAGUAAAAUUACCCCUCAGGACAAAGUCACCAUGGCCAAACGAGUCAGCACCAUGUCUUACACAUUACAAGCUGAGAUGAACCACUUCCAUAGCAACCGUAUCUAUGACUACAACAGGGUCAUGCAGUUGUACUUGGAAGAGCAAGUCAAGUUUUACGAGACGAUUGCUGAGAAACUGAGACAAGCGCACAGUCAGUUCACUACAAUGUGAAAGCAAUGGCCUUCAGUCUCGCACUACAAGACAAGAAGAGUUAAACCAGCUCAACAUCCAAAAUAUUCUUGCUUACACUGCAUUCUUUUCCCUCCCUUUAAUUUAAAUUUCACUUCUCUCUUUCUCUCACUCUUACCUCAUCUCUUCCAUUACUACUCAUGCCAACAGUCCCAGCUCAUGGUGUUGCUUUUGUCCACGGCCCUUGGACGUCUAUGAACAGUUAGUGUGCAGCAGCUGAAAAGGGUUUGACACCAGUUUUUUUUUUUUUUUUUAGUCACAGUUUGUGGCCAUGGAUUGCUACAUAAGUAAAACAGCCAGAGUUUUUGUGAUCUGUGCUCGCAUUUUAUCUACCUAUUUUAAAGCAAUAUGGUGAAAAUAGUAAAGGAAAGGAUUUACACAUGGUGCACAACUGUUGUCUGCACAUGUCGUGAUGUAGUAACACCAGAAACCAAAGCUAUCAUCCCCUCUAUCAAUAGGGGACAGCAGGGGGGUUGAUUUCUGAAUGCAGCAUUAACAACGAAAGAGAGCUUUACUGUCUUUUUCUCAGUCAACAUUAGGCCUGUUUUAAUGAUAUUGUAUGUGUAUUAGUACAUCUUCAGUGGAGCAUUCUUGCAUGUAUCCAAGUCUUGGAAGAGUAGGCAAAAGCAGAGUGUGUCCCCUGUCUGUCCACUGCUGGCAGUCUCUAGCCCCCUUUCAUCCCACACUUCCUCAAAAGCUAACAGGAAGCUCCACCUCCUUCCUGCCUUGCCCCUUUGAGGAAAAUAGAAAUGGUUCACUAAGUUGCCUCCCCCUCCCCAGCCUGUGCAACAUGACACUGCAGUUUACAUUUCAGGAGUGAAGA
Morone saxatilis (striped sea-bass) is the source of this 3040-nucleotide messenger RNA. It is a transcript of the gene snx9b, whose product is annotated as sorting nexin 9b. Gene Ontology annotation, cellular component: cytoplasmic vesicle; plasma membrane. Gene Ontology annotation, biological process: plasma membrane tubulation; mitotic cytokinesis; intracellular protein transport. The record is from RefSeq and is a predicted model, not a curated record. Lineage: Eukaryota; Metazoa; Chordata; Actinopteri; Moronidae. Gene Ontology annotation, molecular function: protein binding; phosphatidylinositol binding.